Messenger RNA from Funneliformis mosseae, 210 nucleotides. The record is from the annotation of a GenBank genome assembly. NCBI's taxonomy places the organism in Eukaryota, Fungi, Glomeromycota, Glomeromycetes, Glomerales, Glomeraceae.
AUGGAACGACACUCUAGAGAUACAGUAAAUUGUCUAAGAAACUAUCUAAAAAUAUCUCGAUGCCCUAAAUUGAGUGGUCAACUAUCUGGCGAUGGGUCAGAUUUCAUUCAAUCGGUUGAUGGUUUGGAUAGUAGCGCUAAUUCUUUUAAUAUAGAUACGGUGCUGUUAGAUGUAAAACUUAUCCAAUCUAGACAAGGACCUCAAUUCUAG